UGUGAGUAUUGGAGGAUUAUUCCACGCUAUCUGCUUUCACCUUUUCACGAUCGGCGACGAGGACGGGAGACCGCGUAUGACGCAUAUCUACGUUAGGUUCCGUGCAGUACGAGAAAAUUUUAGAAGGCUUCUCGUUUGGCUAGAUAAUGUACAGCGGUUGUCCCAGUUUUCUAUGCCGACGAUAAGAUUUUCGUGCUCUGUAAUAAGAUAUGGCCGUUUAAUGUACGAAGCGAAUCAUCCAUCGCCAACGAGAGCGUCGAUCGCUGUUUAUCCUCGACCAAAUGAUUGUCACUUCUGAUAUACUAAUAUACAGCUUAUGAAUUUUUAUGCAUUUCUAGGAAAUUUAAAGAAUGCACAUAGUACGCGAAAAUCUGCACUUAAUCCUGAUUCAGCUCAAUUUCCGGUCGACAACGGUCGUCAAUCAUCGCGAAGUUUCAUCUAAAUAUCUAAAAAAUAAUAGAAAUUUAGAAAACUUUAGAAACUUUAGAAAACGUUAAACCUUCUCGUUCACUCGUUAUUUCUUUUUAAUAAGUUGUUGGUGACUUAAUAAGUCCUUUUACUAAUAAAUGAAAGGCUUGGAAAAAUACGGCAUCUCGUACGUAGAAAUAUAAAAAAAGGUCUCUAAUAUCCUUCUGCUGUUUCCGAUUGUUAAAAAUAUCCGUAUAAAAAUAAGCGGUUCGUUAUGUAUGAAUAAUGUCGAAUGGAGCAAAUCGUCGACGCAAAAAGUUCGUAUAAAUCCUAGAAUUUUAUGCGUUAUAAAUCCGCCAAACCGAAGUUUCCUUUCACCGACGAGACAUUUAGUCAUAUGUACUAUAUCUUAGAUAGUGCACCGUGCACUUAAGCGAAUAUAUGUAAGCACAUUAACGACGAAAUGAGAGAUUUGACAGGUGUUUGUACAUUUCUGUGCAUAUAUGCACUGGUAUAAUUUAACUAGAUCGGAACGUUAUUCACAUAUGCGUUACGAUGCAACGAUAUCCGGUUACGGAACUCUAAAACAAUUACAUCAUCCGUAUAUCCGGCACGAAAGCACCUUUAUGUGUUCCUCGUAGCGCAAUAUCAAAGGAAAUUAUAAAAAUCCAGUUUUCCCCUUAGUUUCGAAAUAGCAAAAUAACAGGACAUCUGAUUUCUAUAGAAAUUUUUAUACGAAUUCUAUUGUAUAUCGUUGUAUACGCUACUGCUACAAUUACCGCAAUAUUUGAAUUAGAGCGAUUUCGAAAUUACUUAGGAUCGCAAAGCAAGUCGUCUUGUUUUCCUCGCGAUAUAAUGUUACAAUAGAGACCGCAGGCGUGAUCGGGGUCCACUUAAUAAAUCGUAAUCAACAAUACGAUCUGGUUCGAUUCUUUAGCUCAACCUUCGACAACAGCCACCUUCUCUGGAAUACUUGAGAGCGCAUUGUCGAUGUUACUAAACCUCGCAGCAGAUAACCGGUUGCAACACGAGUUGAACCUGACAUUCCGGAUUUACGACAAUGUUUCGCACCACCAUGGAUGACUAUAGCGACUCAGGCAGCCGAUGCGUUUUUUCUUUAAGAAAAAAAUGUUACAUAUUAUUACUUAAUCACAGACUAAAAAACGAAUGGAAAUUUUCAACGAAAUGCGAGUACAUGUACUACGUCUAGCAUGUAAUUGUCCUCAAAUGAAAAUAUCUAUCGAAAAUUCUUAUUUGACGAAUCGUCGCUGACGCGAUAAACAGAGAUAUGUAGAUACAUAUGCAAAAUCAUUUUUUUUGCGACUAUGACUAAAACAUUGCAACAUGGGUAAGAAAUUGUUUUAUCCGUUUGAAGUAUUACAAACAGUACACUUACUUUGGAUAUUUUAUAUACUUUUGAGUAUUAUGCGUAUUCUAUAUGCAUCCUGGCGUCUGUAAAUUUGUCCAAAUUUUUCCAAAAAACGCAUAUAAAUUCGUAGUCUACCGAUAAAUAUUUCAAUAAAUCGAAGAGGAGAACUCCCACUCCCAAAUCGAAAGUAAACGACGUAGAUCUAUAUAAGUGACACGAUUGAAAGUGUUACGGCUCUUUUUCCUCAAUUUCUGAUAAAUAUGAAGAUCAUUUUGAACAGAGACGUUCCUCCCGCGUGUGAUUCUCGUAAGGAUGGUGUUAAUGCAAUUCUGUGGAUCUUUCUCAGUUCUUCCAGAAACGUCCGUUAUCAGCUACGAGAAGAAAUCGUUGACGUCAUUCUCUUUUUCGAAAUUUGUAUUUAUUCGACGUCUUCGUCGAGAAAUUUAUACGACACGCAAGAAAGAAAAUACAACGUGUGGGUGUUAAAAGAAGGCGACACUAAAGAUAUAUGGUAGUGGGGCGGGAGACUAUACACGUCUGCACACAUUGUUAUUACACCGAGCUUUAUUUAAGGAAGUGAGAGACUUCGUGGCAGUAUAUGAUAAAACACGUACAGGUUUCCGCUGCAGAGCUCUUCAAGCGACGAACUGCUGCUCAGUCUCGCUGACGGGUCAAUAUCAAAAUCUCUCAGCUCCUAUCAUUCUUCGGGGACCUUCGUAAAAAGAAAGCUAAAAGAAAUUCUAAAAGCUAAUACGAAGGUCCGAAGCACUCCUUACGAUGUAAGAAUUCUUUGAUAAUUCACAGAAUACGAAAAUUACGAAUAUUAAAAAAAGCUAUGAAAAUAUUAUCAUUAUUGAACGCUCGAAGUAGAACCCUUGGAAAGAAAAUGGUCCUACAGUAAAAAAAAAAAAAAAAAGGAAAAAAGAAAAACUGACGUGUUUCAUGUGAAAUUAAAAAUUCCGAUGGAAGAUACUAUUUUUCCAAUCAGCAUGAUACCUUCAAUACGUCAUCCAACUACCGGGAUUGUUUUCACAACUGUUCACCACGGUAUAUAAUUGACGAAUCGUGAAAACGUCCAUCAAUGCAGGUCGCUCCAUCGACGAUGAAGAUAUUCGUCGCCUGUUUCGUCAUCUGGACGUUGAUAAACCGAGAAAUCGUACUCGCGAGCAGUGUCGAAGCACAGAAUCAGGAAAAUGAUGGCCAAGUAGAGAACGUGGAACACAUACUGCCGACUACGUUGGACGGUUUUUCGUACAAGAGCGAUGGAAAGACAGGGGAACGAGUCGAGGCAGAGUCGUCAUCGAGCAAAGAGACAUUCGCGUCGAGUUUCUCCUCUUCGUCCGCGCGAACAUCGUCGAAAAACGCGGCGUCAUCGGCAGCGCUUUUGUCGGCGUUGAAUGAGAAACUCGACAUCGGCGAAGAGAAAGCGUCGUCAAAAUUAAGAAGUGAACCUUCCAGCGAAGUUCUGAUCGCCGAUGGAUCGCUUUCCAAGGAGAAAUCUAUCGGAGCUGAGAUCAGCGAGGAAUCGAGUUCUAAAGUCGAAUCCAAUUGGGAGAGCGUCAAGGAGGAAUCGAACAGCGACGAACAGAACCGAAUUGUUAAGACGUACGUGAAGAAAGGGCCGGUUAAGACCUGGAGCUGGAGCAGCGUGGGCAAUGAGUCGCAGAGUUCCUCCAGCGAGGAAAUUAAGCUUCUUAAAGAAGAAAAGUCAAAGGCGGAAGCUAGGGUCAAGUUGGAAGCGGAGGCACGAGCGAAGGCCGAGGCGGAGGCAGCGGAAGCUCGAAAGUUGUUGAAGUCCCAAUUGAAUGCCCUGAAACAGGCGCAAGCUAAAGCUCAGGCAGAAGCAGAGGCUCGAGCACAGGCAGAAGCAUUGGCCGCGUCGGAAUCCAAGGCUUUGGCUUCCGCUCGAGCAAUAGCUAAGGCCAGUACCGAGGAAGCUGCACUGGCACAGGCGCAGGCGAAGGCAGAGCAACAAGCUCGUUCCGUACUGCAGACUAAACUCAUUUCCAUCCUCGACACGCGUAGUCAUACCAACGUCGAAGAGGAAAUCGUAAUCACGGAAGAACUGAAGGAAAAGGCGAAGGCCUCGGUGGAAGCUUCUGUAGCCGCGAGCGUAGCUGCCAAAGAAGCUGCUAAAUCGAUCAGGAUCGCGGCUAUGUCUCGAACGAACGCCGCCCUUAAGGCUUUGUCGGCUCAGAAGGCCACCGUUAUCCAGGCAAUCGCUUCCGCCAACGCUAGAGCCGCGGCUAGCGCUUUGAGCGCCGCCCUCGAACAGGCUAUAGUUUCUUCGAGAGCUGCGGCUUCUUUGCAAACGGAAGCUUACGCCAUAGCUCAUAAAGUCGUACAGGCAGCUAUGGCUGAAGGUGCUGCCUUGGACUAUGCGAAAUACAGAGCUGAAAUACGCGAGAAAGCGAUCGCGAAGGCGAAAGCCUCCGCGGAAGCGGCUGCCACUGCUGCUGCCGCUGCAGCUGCUGCUUCUAAUCAAUUGGCAAGUUCACAGGCGAAUAAUCUGAAUGCUGCUACCAACCUAGCUACUGCCCAAGCAACUGCGAUUUCUAGAGUGGAAACUGCGUUGUUGGAAAUAAAUGCAGCGGCCAAGGAGGAGGCGGCCGCCAUGGCGAGAGCAGAUGUUGAAAGUGCUGCUCUUGAAGCUGCAACCGCGGCUCAAGCGAGUGCGCUUCAAGGUGUAAGGAGCGGAAUUGUGAUAGGAUUGGGUUCGUCCGCUACCAAGCUUAACGAGCAACAGGCUGUAGCAUUGUGGGAUGCAGCCGCCGAAGAUGGGAAGAACCUAAAGAUAACAGAGAUAUAAGAAGUAGCAAAAAGUUGGGAUAGAUGUAAAGGAGAGCGAUGAUAUUUUGAUUUCUUUAGAGGAGCAAUAUGAAAAGUUAUAAAUAUAACGUUGUAGCAAUGUA
Molecule: messenger RNA, 4689 nt
Organism: Bombus terrestris (buff-tailed bumblebee)
Lineage: Eukaryota; Metazoa; Arthropoda; Insecta; Hymenoptera; Apidae
Product: nuclease SbcCD subunit C
Exons: 1
Coding region: 2859-4586 (575 amino acids)
Source: RefSeq, a predicted model, not a curated record